Messenger RNA from Ailuropoda melanoleuca (giant panda), 7092 nucleotides. It is a transcript of the gene AKT3, whose product is annotated as AKT serine/threonine kinase 3. The transcript has 13 exons. NCBI's taxonomy places the organism in Eukaryota, Metazoa, Chordata, Mammalia, Carnivora, Ursidae. Gene Ontology annotation, biological process: protein phosphorylation. The coding region runs from base 139 to 1578 and encodes 479 amino acids. The record is from RefSeq and is a predicted model, not a curated record. Gene Ontology annotation, molecular function: protein serine/threonine kinase activity; ATP binding.
CUUUCUUCAAUACUUCCUUCCAGGCUGAGUCAUCACUAGAGAGUGGGAAGGGCCGCAGCAGCAGCAGAGAAUCCAAACUCCAAAGCUGAUACCACACAGUAGCAUUUCUCCAAGUUGAGGGCUCAGAGGGGAGCCAUCAUGAGCGAUGUUACCGUCGUGAAAGAAGGCUGGGUUCAGAAGAGGGGAGAAUAUAUAAAAAACUGGAGGCCAAGAUAUUUCCUUUUGAAGACAGAUGGCUCAUUCAUAGGAUAUAAAGAGAAACCUCAAGAUGUGGAUUUACCUUAUCCCCUCAACAACUUUUCAGUGGCAAAAUGCCAGUUAAUGAAAACAGAACGACCAAAGCCAAACACAUUUAUUAUCAGAUGUCUCCAGUGGACCACUGUUAUAGAGAGAACGUUUCAUGUAGAUACACCAGAGGAAAGGGAAGAGUGGACAGAAGCUAUUCAGGCUGUAGCAGACAGACUUCAGAGACAAGAAGAGGAGAGAAUGAAUUGUAGUCCAACUUCACAAAUUGAUAAUAUAGGGGAAGAAGAGAUGGAUGCUUCCACAACCCAUCAUAAAAGAAAGACAAUGAAUGAUUUUGACUAUUUGAAACUGCUAGGUAAAGGCACUUUUGGGAAAGUUAUUUUGGUUCGAGAGAAGGCAAGUGGGAAAUACUAUGCUAUGAAGAUUCUGAAGAAAGAAGUUAUUAUUGCAAAGGAUGAAGUGGCACAUACUCUAACUGAAAGCAGAGUAUUAAAGAACACUAGACAUCCCUUUUUAACAUCCUUGAAAUAUUCCUUCCAGACAAAAGACCGUUUGUGUUUUGUGAUGGAAUAUGUAAAUGGGGGAGAGCUGUUUUUCCAUUUGUCGAGAGAGCGGGUGUUCUCCGAGGACCGCACACGUUUCUAUGGUGCAGAAAUUGUCUCUGCUUUGGACUAUCUACAUUCCGGAAAGAUUGUGUACCGUGAUCUCAAGUUGGAGAAUUUGAUGCUGGAUAAAGAUGGCCACAUAAAAAUCACGGACUUUGGGCUUUGCAAAGAAGGGAUCACGGACGCGGCCACCAUGAAGACGUUCUGUGGCACACCGGAGUACCUGGCACCCGAGGUAUUAGAAGACAACGACUAUGGCCGAGCCGUGGAUUGGUGGGGCCUGGGGGUCGUCAUGUAUGAGAUGAUGUGUGGGAGGCUACCUUUCUACAACCAGGAUCAUGAGAAACUUUUUGAACUAAUACUAAUGGAAGACAUUAAAUUUCCUCGAACACUCUCUUCAGAUGCAAAAUCACUGCUUUCAGGGCUCUUGAUAAAGGAUCCAAAUAAGCGCCUUGGCGGGGGCCCAGAUGAUGCAAAAGAAAUUAUGAGGCACAGUUUCUUCUCUGGAGUCAACUGGCAAGAUGUAUACGAUAAAAAGCUUGUACCUCCUUUUAAGCCUCAAGUAACAUCUGAGACAGAUACCAGGUAUUUUGAUGAAGAAUUUACAGCUCAGACUAUUACAAUAACGCCACCUGAAAAAUAUGACGAGGACGGCAUGGACUGCGUGGACAACGAGCGGCGGCCGCACUUCCCUCAGUUCUCCUACUCCGCCAGUGGCCGCGAGUAAGGCCCCCGUCCUGCUCCUUCACUGUCAUCCCAGAUUUCCUCCUCAAGACGAUUCCCGGACAUCACACCAGUCAUAGCUCUUACAAAGCAGGAGCGCCUCCAGACACCCCAGCCCACUCUCACCCCCACGAGAACACACAUGGACGCAAACACACUUGUUUGUUUUUGCAUGAAAUUGUAUCUCCGUCUACGGUCUCAUGCUGCUGCUGCUACUGUCUUACUAUUCUAGCAACUUUAAGGGGUAAUUUUACAAUCUUUGGAAGUCAUGAGCCCACCAUUGUUCAUUUGUGCACCAGUUGUCAUCUCUUGAUCUUUUAGUUUUUGUUUUUCCCUCACAGUGAAGGCUAAAUGAGAUACACUGAUUCUAGGUACAUUUUUUAACUUUCUAGAAGAUACAUUGAAAACUAAUUAGACUAAGAAGAUGUAGUUUAUAAUUCAGAACAAGCAAUUGUGGUAGGGUGGUGACGUGCAUAUGCAGAGUUGUAGGAAGGCACGAGAGAUCAGUGCGUACGGUGGGGAUUGUGCACUCAGACCUGGCCGGAAUCCGUAGGGAAGCAUCUGAGAGAAGGACCGAACGACCGUUGAGACAGAGCGCUAGACGCACACGAAGUCCCUGUCGGACACCGCGGACGAAGCCCCCUGUUCUCCUGGACGGCCGGAUUUCACGGGCGGGCAUUGGCAGGACGGACACUGUUCUUCUGGGAAGGGGGCAUAUGCACGGCAGAGGCAAGGUCGCUCACGGGCUCGAUGACAUGAUUUGCACCAGAGAGCAGUUUUUGUUUUUUUUUCCCCUGUGCUUGAAAACCUUUUUCCUUUCUUGAUCUUUAUCACCUCUGAUGGCUGAAGAAUGUAGACAGGUAUAAUGAUCCUGCUUUUCACCAAAAUUUGUACACCAAGGUAAACAGGUGUUUGCCUUAUUUAAGUUUUGACUUUCGGUUCUACGUGAAUUAGCUUUUUCUCGGAUGUUAAAACUUUGAAUGUCCUUCUAUGAUUUUGUUUAUAUUGCAGUAGUAUUUAUUUCUUAGUGAAGAGAAUUGUGUGUCAUGUUAGCAAAUGCAGCUCCAACUUACACGGACCAGACUCACUGCAGUUUAUUUUGACCCACGUGCAAGGAGUGUGCACGCCAGUGAGGGUCGUGCACUUUUUCUCCUUUGUAACAAAAUUCGAUGAGGCUCUGAAAUUGUACUUAUUGGUUAGAAUUGGGCUCUGGGAGAAGAGAUGCCGGCACUGAACCCCUUGGUGCUCAAAAGUGAGAAAACCCCAGCUCUCCGUGCCGAGGGGCUAAGGAGGUGGAAGGGUGUGGCUGUUGACCGUUAGAACAGAAGCGCUCUGACGGCCCGGUGACGUCUCGCCGCGAAGGAACAGCGACCAGCGUGACCGUGACAAAUGCACCGUACUUGGCAAAAUGCACACAUCUUGAGUAUUCAUAAAGUAGGCAGUAAGGGGUAAGAACCCGGUGUGUUUAUUCCGAUCAUGGUACAUUUAUCACUGACUUAAGCCAUCAGGGAGAAAACAAAACACACACAAAAAGAACACCUCCAACUUUUCUUUUUCUGUAUAUACUCGUGUCCCCAAAUUCCGACAUUUCUCACUGAAAGGGGAUGUGUAUGCAAACCUCAUCUUUCUCCUUCAUUAAUGAUGAUCUUCAGAUUAAACCCUUUGGUGCUAGGAGCUGACAUUUUCCAAAGCAGCCUAUGAAGUCCAGGGGCUGGGGGUCCUCGCCGCGGUCGCGGGAGGCCGGCCGGCCCUGUGGAGCGAUCGUGGCGAUGUCUCUAGUCACACGUUCUGACAGCUCCCCGUGGAACACUGCGGCGUGACGUGGUAUGACGACUCAGAUGUGUUGUGUGGACGAGCAAGUGACUUUCUAAGUAGGAUGAAUCAUAUUCAUAUGCAGAUGUCUUAGCCUCGUGGCGCUGGAAGUGUGGAUCUGUAGAGGAGACACCACUGCUGGCGGUGGGCGGGCCGCUGGGACUGACGGGGGUCAAAGGGCAUUUUACUAAGGCAGCUAAGACAUAUUCAGACAUAGGUUUUAUCCUAAUUUUUCAUACUCCUACCUGAGUGAGGUUCAUCCUUAGCAUUGAGUAGGAAGUUACAGGAAAUGGUAGUUCAUUCUUACUUACACAUGUCGCUUCACUUUUUCUCCCCUCUCGGAAUUCUUUUGAAUGUUUCGCUUUGACCAGAACGUAGACUAGAAGGUAUGUCCUGUAAGUUGUCUCGCACCCAUUUUAUCCAAGAGGAACAGAUAGAGGCAGAGAAGGUGGCUGAGGCUGGCUGAUGUUCGUGCGGAGCGGCCGUCCCUCUCGAGGGCGACCCCAUACACUAAGCACUUCGAUAGCUCCCCCCCCAACCCUUAAGGUGGUUUCCCGUGACCUUGGUCAAGGACACUUCCUAAAGAUGAGUGACCGCGCUGACAGUGCCCGGCCCGGCCACUCCUCACAGCUGGCUCACGGUCCCCAGCCCGCGUGCAGGGCUCACUCACGCUGGGCCUCAAGAUGUGCUGGGGACCCACGGGGCACUUCCUUGACUUCCCUGUCCAGCCUCCCUUGCUCUCGUUCCCAGGUGUCCAUCAGCUGGCAUGGAGGAACGACGGGAAAACAGAUGUGUACGUGUGUGUGUGUGUGUGUGUGUGUGUGUGUAGAGGGAGGGUUCCGCACCUGCCCUUGGGGCUGCCUGUGGCCGCGGUGGGGGCUGCUGGCAGAAGGCGAGGCCCGAACAUGGCAUCACUCCAUCAGGACGCGGGUCAGACGCUGCGGACUCCAUCCCGCACUAACUUCCGUGAAGUCUGCCCUCUUGUCUUAAUGCAGCCAUCUGGGAGGAAAUUGGCCAUUUCUGCUUGGAUUUUUUGGCAGGUUGCUCACAGCUUUGCUUCCUACACUAAUUACAUAGCAUUAUUUCAGUAUUGUUUUCCAUUUCCCGUACCUGAUUUCCGGCUUCUUAAAGCUGACUGUUCUUGCAGGGGCCCCUUGCUUUUCCUAGCGGACAAAAGUAAGGGCCUUCCUUACUAACUGCAGGGUCUCUGUAUUACACCUCGACGUACACACUUUGCUGCUACUGUUCGUACUGUCUACAGUAGAAUUUCCUUAUCUUGCUCCUGGUAGUGCAUUACAGGCAAGCAUGAAAUGUAAAGUAUUUAUUUAAAUAAAAAGAAAACCUCUAAAUUGGUAAUUGAAUUACCUCCCUGUAGCUUUAUAGUUUGUGACAUUUCUUGACCUUGCUAGUUCUUUCAUUAGAUCCGCGCAAGAUCUAGUCAUCUGGUUAAGGAUUUUAAGCAGACGCAACUAUGAACCCAAGAAAAACUGUAUUACUAUUACUGUCGGUCAUACUAAAACUGUUAUUUCCUUAAGUAUAUGACCCACAAGGAUGUGAAAUAACUACAAGGAACUGUUUUUGUACACUGUACAUCCUUAGUAUUUUUACACGUAUAUGAUAGGGAUGCACAUUAUUUUCCUUCGUACAGACGGCUUAAAUAAAGCACUAUGUCAAUCUGCUCCUUCUCUGUUUGUUGUUGUUGGACGUGGUUCUGUAGUCUCAGAAAAUCAAAUAUUAUUCUUUUCUGAAAAAAAAAAAGAUUUUUAAUAGCUCCAGCUGGCAUUAACCUACCCUAUAUAAAAUGUGAGAGGAGAAUAACGUCCAUCUCUUGUAGCCCCAAAACACACACAGGACUGCUUUGUUAUUACUUCAGUAAAAUGGCAAUAGUGCAGUUGUGCAAACUUGGACGAGGGGCCGCUACUGAAGGGGGGGCUGCCAAACCCUCAGCGCUGGGUCUCAGGUGCAUCUCCCCUGAAGUCAGGGAUGGAAGAAGGGGGCUCCCUGGAGAUGUGUUAGGGACCUAAGAAGCUUAACACCGGAUGGUUUGGGCCCAGAACUCCUCAGGAGUGUUGUUCCUCAGUGAUGUCUUCCUGGUAACCUUACACGUGUUGCUCUGCAUACUUCCUUUCUUAGAAUGGACGUUGGCAAAUUAACAAAGGUGGUCGUGGGUGAGAGAUGGGUAGGGUGGUUGUACUUCAGUCUGAUUUAUCUAGACUUAUUUUGGAUGGGGCCUUUUUCUGAUUUUACCUCAUAAACCUACUAUUGUACAAACUUGGCUUUGCUCCUGUGACUAAGCUGAGUAGAGGAAUGGCUUUGGGACCAGAGUUAGUUAGGCGUGCACGUGUGUGUCACACAGCCAGAUCUGAGGGCAUUCUUACGUGUGCUCUUCUCUCAAAACCACUGGGAUGGACAGAUCCAGGAGGCUAAAAUAAAGUGACCUCUACAAUUCUUUAAGGGUGCUAUUUGUAGAAUAUUGUGUAAUUUAUUUACUGUAGUCCUCAAACAGAAUUAGGGACAAUUAACAUAUCUUAGGUGACAACCUUGAUGUCUAGCACAUUGGAUUAAAUCAAAAAGUGAAUCCAGAUAGAAGUUCUACUCUUUCAGGCUUGAACCUUUUCCAUGCUUGAGAGACUUUCGAAAGCUCUUUGCAUGUGUAUCCUCCCACCGCCUCCGAAGCCUAAUCCCCAUCCAUCCCGAGAGGCCACAGGGGGCUGGUGAGGGCAAGGGUUCGGGAAUGCUAGCCAGGAGAAGGGCCUUAGGUCAGGGCCUCCUCCCGCCCACCCGCAGCCUUGCCUUUAGCACCUCAUUGUCCUCCUCACAGACAACACGACACUUCAGUGCCCGGUUUUUAUUACUUUCAAGCAUCUGAGGGCUUAACCGUGUGUAGUAGAAAUACUCUCUUAGACUAACAGAACGAUCUGUGUACAGAUACCCGAAAGACCUUGAAGUCAACUUUGUAAUUCCACGAAGUACAUUCGUAGGCUCCUCUCAAAUACCGCACAUUCAAGAAGAAACCCGACACCUCUAAGCCAAAGACGCUUUCUUGUCUGUUUUCCUUGUGAACAGAGUGGACAGGAUAAAUAGUGCUUCCUGGUGUCUCCCGACUGCACAGAGUAGCAGGACGAUGAGUGACGGAGUCUUACGAGAUGUUGAUUAAAAGCAUCAGAAGUUAGAGGAUGCUCUCUAGCUCACGAAGAGGGAAGGAAACGUGAAUGGCAGGAAGAAAGUCUGGUCCUUAAUACCCUCUGGCCUAGUUAAAAUAUGUGCCUUUUUGGUGUGUUUCGUUCAUCACUACAAGGUAAAAAGGAAACAUUACAAUUCAGGUCUUUAAAAAGUUCAUUUAUUGCAAGUCAUGUGUGUAACAGCAUACAAAUGAGCAGAUCUAAAAACAUCGUCACUUCAAGCCAUUUCUGGAAACCCAGCAGGAGGGCUCCUCGUCCGGUGCCGGAGCUGAGCCGCAGGCCGCAGCACACAGGUGCCUCCGAGCAUCGGACGGGGCGCCCAUCGUGCAGCCCGCGGCUGCCCCAGGCACCGGCCGCUGUCCCGGAAGGUGGUGGCGUGCUGUGGCAUCUCACGAACAAAUCAGAUGAAUGUAAAUAUCUCUUUGUAAACCAUUUAUUUCAUUCUGUUUCGUCCAGGUCAGCAAUCAGAUUGUUGCAUGCUGGGUAACUGGAAAAAAUGAUAAUAAAAAGUAAGUUUAAAUAGA